This is a messenger RNA of Zychaea mexicana, 659 nucleotides long. RefSeq lists its product as uncharacterized. Lineage: Eukaryota; Fungi; Mucoromycota; Mucoromycetes; Mucorales; Lichtheimiaceae. The transcript has a single exon. The record is from RefSeq and is a predicted model, not a curated record. The coding region runs from base 142 to 570 and encodes 142 amino acids.
UCGCUUUGAAAAAAACACAAUUGAGCGAAUACACAAUGUAUAACAAUCUACAUUCACACAUCUGUGUUUGCAAAUAAUGCCAGUGCCACAGAGCAAACAAAAAAGAAAAAGAAAGAAAUGUUAUACAGUAACAAAUGAACAAUGGUAAGCACGUGCUACUACUUAGUUACCUUGACCGUAAUGAUUUCCUUGAUUUUUAUGGUUUCUCUGGUCACCUUGUUACUUGCAGUCUUCAUUGGACUCCCCACGUCGAAUCUUUGCAUGGUGGCUGUCUUGGCCAUGAUGAUUACCAUGAUCCUUGCCAUUACUUCGUUGUGUUCCCGUUUUCUUGGCCUUCUCCAUUUUUGUUGCCCCCACCAUGUCGAGUCUCCAGAUGAUGAUUGUCCUGACCGUAAUGUUUGUCACGGACUACCUUACGAUUUCACCACGCAACAAAACCUACUGCUCUGGGAUACAUGUUUUGCACACGCUCUAACACUUUCUUGUACUCUUUCCUUGUCUGAACAACUAGCAGCUUCAGAAGCUCCUUUUGCAUCUCCUCCAUUUUCCUCUCGUCACCAUCAUGCAUAGCAUCAUCGUAGGCCUUGACAAGUUUUCGGACGUUCGUUCAUAAUGAACCGUACAGCCCUUGACAUAAGUAAUACUGUCGUCACGACCAG